AUGGUAAGCCGCGAAAGCAUCCCCUCUUUCUGUUUCUCUUGCAGACUCACUAACAAACAGAAAGGUGGAUUCAGAGCUUCCAUGUUCAUCUUUGCCUUGACAGCAUUAGAGAACAUGGGUUUUGUUGCCAACAUGAUUAGUUUGGUCCUCUACUUCCUUGGUGUCAUGUACUUUGACAUACCUACUGCUUCAAACACUCUCACAAACUUCAUGGGCGCAACUUUCCUGCUCUCCCUCGUCGGUGGCUUCAUUUCCGACACUUUCCUCAACAGAUUUCAUACUGUUUUGCUCUUUGGAGCAAUCGAGAUCCUGGGACUGGCGUUGGUGACAAUUCAAGCUCGAUACAAAAGUUUGCAUCCAGAAUAUUGUGGUGGCAAGCCAAGUUGUGUGGAAGGUAGAAUAGCAGUAAUGUUGUAUGCCUCCCUGACCUUGUUGGCAUUGGGUUCAGGUGGAGUCAGGGGAGCUCUUGUAGCACUUGGUGCUGACCAAUUUGAUAAAAAAGAUCCCAAGGAAGCCAAGGAUCUUGCAACCUUCUUCAAUUGGCUUACGCUCAGCACAGUCAUGGGAGCUGCUGUAGGAGUCACUGGCAUUGCUUGGGUUAGCACUAAAAAAGCAUGGUAUUGGGGGUUUUUCACAUCAACUGUUGCAGCCUUUGUUGGGUUUGUUGUUCUUGCCUUUGGAAAGCCUUUCUUCCGCCUCCACGCCCCCGGAGACAGCCCCAUCUUAAGGGUUGCCAAGGUUAUUGAAGGGGCAAUUAAGAACAGAAAGUUACCACUACCUGAUAAACCUGAAGUUCUGUACGAAAACAAUGAUAAAGAAUCAACCGAGGAAAAAAUAGGUCACACAAACCAAUUCAGGUUCCUAGACAAAGCAGCCAUUGUCACUCAAGGGUCAGAGGCAGCAAUUUGCACAGUGACACAAGUGGAAGAAGUGAAGAUUUUGACAAGAAUGCUGCCCAUAUUAGGCAGCACCAUUAUAAUGAAUACAUGUUUAGCACAACUUCAGACAUUCUCGGUCCAACAAGGGAGCAUAAUGGAUCUCCAUCUUGGAUCCCUGAAGGUUCCUGCUGCAUCAAUUCCUGUGAUUCCACUGGUUUUCAUGUGUAUUCUCCUUCCGGCAUAUGAGUUCUUGUUCGUUCCUUUUGCCCGCAAGAUCACUCAUCAUCCUUCGGGGAUCACGCAGCUUCAACGCGUGGGAGUUGGACUAGUCCUCUCUGCAAUCUCAAUGGCUGUUGCUGGAAUAGUUGAAGUGAAGAGAAGGGAUCAGGACAAAAAAGAUAUAGGGAAUCCCAUAAGCCUAUUCUGGCUUUCUUUUCAGUAUGGGAUAUUUGGGAUUGCAGACAUGUUCAGUCUUGUUGGAUUGCUUGAAUUCUUCUACAAGGAAGCACCAGCAUACAUGAGGUCUCUGUCUACAUCCUUCACUUUUCUAUCACUGUCUUUUGGCUACUUCUUGAGCAGUGUGUUUGUGGAUCUUAUAAACGCCAUUACUAAGAGAGUAGCUCCAAGCAAAAAAGGGUGGGUAGAAGGGUCUAAGUUAAAUGAGAACAAUCUGAAUCUGUUCUAUUGGUUCUUAGCAAUUCUAAGCUGCCUAAACUUCAUAAACUAUUUGUAUUGGGCCUCUUGGUAUAAGUACAAAGCAGAAGAAGAUCAUCCUGAGCCUAAUUAUUACUAUAAGGCAACUGAUGCACCCUCUAGUCUUGCUAACACAAGUGAGGCACCUGCACCCACACCCUCUUCUCAGAAUCAGAAUCAGAAUGAUAUUGAUGGAGAAAAAGCUACCGAAGAAAACAAGGCUGCUGAUGAAACCUAGCUAGCUAGCUAGUUAUAUAUAUAUAUAUACAGAUUGAGUACUUGAUUUCUGUAGCAGCUACAAAUGGACUGGAAGAGACCAAGUAGUAGUGUAUUGUUUGCUUGGCUUUUGGGUUUGAUGAGUUUUGAGUUUUCAUGCUUCUUUGUGUUUUCAUUUAUUCUUCUUUUUCUUUUUUUUUUGUGUUUUUUCUCCGUCGAUCAUGUAAACAUAAGAUAACACUGACAUGAUUAUUGAAAAGUCAGUAAUUUUGUGUGAUUCCAAUGAAUGUGAAGA
Tripterygium wilfordii is the source of this 2082-nucleotide messenger RNA. Its product is annotated as protein NRT1/ PTR FAMILY 4.5-like. Gene Ontology annotation, biological process: transmembrane transport. The record is from RefSeq and is a predicted model, not a curated record. The transcript is spliced from 5 exons. Gene Ontology annotation, cellular component: membrane. NCBI's taxonomy places the organism in Eukaryota, Viridiplantae, Streptophyta, Magnoliopsida, Celastrales, Celastraceae. Bases 1 to 1809 code for a protein of 602 amino acids. Gene Ontology annotation, molecular function: transmembrane transporter activity.